AUGCAUCAAUGUCGUCCUGACACCACCCAGGUCUACCAGCUUGGCCGUGCUUUCACCACCCUGUUCCUCGACGACACCACUGUCAACGUCGCUCGCAGACACGCCCUGCAGCUGAUCCACCUCGAGCAACGCCUUCAUCUCUUUGUCGAGCUUCCGGUUCAGGCUUGGUUCCUCGAGCGACCAAACCUCAUGCACUGGACCAACAGAACCUACUCGUUCAUCCACAUCCCCGGCACGAUCCUCUUCCUGAUCGUCAUGUACUAUAUCUCCACGACUCGCCCCCGGAAGAACCUCCAGAAGACCUCGACAAAGGGCGCAUCGCCCACGAGACUGCAUAGAACUGUCGGUCGGCUGAACCCUGACAUGUACGAGCGGCGGCGGCGAACGAUGGCCAUGUGCAACCUGCUCGCCUUCAUCAUUUUCACGGCCUGGCCGUGCAUGCCUCCCCGCCUGCUGGGUGAUCCCACGUACGAGGGCCCCGAUGCGCCGGAGGCCUUGUCCUAUGGCUUCGUCGAUACCGUGCACAGCAAGGACGGCGAGAGCAGUGUUUGGACCACCAACCGCUUCUGCAACCAAUACGCUGCGAUGCCCUCUCUGCACUUCGGUUACUCGUUUCUCAUCGGAUUGACCGUCGCGACCCUCCCCAUCGAGACCCCUCGUCGUCUGUCCUGGAAGCGCAUUUCUUUGGUCGUCGGGGGCAUGAUCUACCCCGCCAUCAUCCUGUCCGCCAUCGUGGCGACCGCCAACCACUUCGUCCUGGAUGCUGUUGCCGGCGCCAUCGUGUGCAUCACUGCCUGGCACGCAAACGGCUUUUUGCUCAACCUGCUUGCGAUGGAGGAUUGGUUCCUGUGGGUGGUACGGAUCCAUAAGCCGUCCAAGGCCUUGGUUGAUUCGAAGGGAGUACCAUUACGGCUUUGA
Phaeoacremonium minimum UCRPA7 is the source of this 918-nucleotide messenger RNA. Its product is annotated as putative integral membrane protein. Gene Ontology annotation, molecular function: inositol phosphoceramide synthase activity. Bases 1 to 918 code for a protein of 305 amino acids. The transcript has 2 exons. Gene Ontology annotation, biological process: inositol phosphoceramide metabolic process; sphingolipid biosynthetic process. Gene Ontology annotation, cellular component: inositol phosphoceramide synthase complex. The record is from RefSeq and is a predicted model, not a curated record. Lineage: Eukaryota; Fungi; Ascomycota; Sordariomycetes; Togniniales; Togniniaceae.